Molecule: messenger RNA, 2993 nt
Organism: Diatraea saccharalis (sugarcane borer)
Lineage: Eukaryota; Metazoa; Arthropoda; Insecta; Lepidoptera; Crambidae
Source: the annotation of a GenBank genome assembly
AACUGUCAAAAUUAUUUGCAAUCAAGCAAGCUUUAUAUGUUACUUUUCUGUGAAAAUAGUCAAUUUGUAUCUUUUAAAUGGUAAAAUAAAACAUAAUUUAUAAUUGAAAAUGAAGUGACAAUUGUAUUAUAUCAAUAAUGGUGUUUUUUCGCGAAGACAAAAUUAUAUAGCGAGGUGGCGGGUUGUGAGCACGGAUCGGGAGGCGCGGGCGCUGGGUCCGGAGGGCGGCCUGGCGACACCAUACGGCGCGUGAAGGUAAAAAUGUCGUCAGUUUCGGCUCAAGGGGUGGUGGAGAGAGCGUCGGCCGAACUAUCACGACGUAUAACAGGAUUAGGUUUACGCGGACGAAAGCGAUCGCCUGGCGUAGUAGAACGCGUGGCCAAUGCACUCUGUGGACCCGCUGCGACCGCAGCCCCCCGCGUGCCCCGACGACGCCGCCCCUCGCCACGCCCGCUAGUAUGGUCUCAGUUCAUAUUAGAAGAACGCUUUCUUGAAAAGUUCUUUCUGUAUUUCAACGCAAACGAUAGACGCAGCCUCGCACAGGUGUGUACAAAAUGGCGGGACUUGUUAUAUUCAUCGCCGCGCUGGUGGACGGGACUGGUAGCGUCUAUAGACUGUCGCGAGCUACGUUCCACCACCGGCUGUUGCACGCAGCGGUUCUACAACUCACUAGUGCGCCGCGGCAUACGCGGUGUCGUCCUCGUCUCCGCCACAGAUGAUGACAUCAACGAAUUUAUAAGGCAAUUCCCGCUGUCUGCGCACCAUGUGCACGCAAUUAGCUUGAAAGGUUGCACUAUUACAGACAGGGGGCUUGAAUCUAUAUUGGAUCAUUUACAGGUCGGUGCUGUUGCUCAACUACUUCCUUCUCUGUACGAGUUCUCGCUACAAGCGUACCACGUGACUGAUGCCGCUCUCGGCUACUUCUCGCCCAAACAGAGCGCCUCACUCAGCGUAUUACGCCUACAUAGCUGCUGGGAGUUGACAAAUCACGGAGUCGUCAACAUCGUACAUUCGCUGCCGAACCUGACAGUGUUGUCAUUGAGCGGAUGUAGCAAAGUAACCGACGAGGGCGUGGAACUACUGGCGGAGAAUCUGCCGCGUUUACGCAGUCUCGAUCUGAGCUGGUGUCCGCGAGUAACGGAUAACGCACUAGAAUACAUAGCAUGCGAUCUCAACCACCUAGAAGAGCUCACGCUAGACAGAUGUGUGCAUAUAACGGAUAUCGGCGUGGGUUACAUCAGCACGAUGCAGUCCCUGGUGGCUCUGUUCCUGCGCUGGUGCUCUCAGCUGCGCGACUUCGGUGUGCAGCAUCUCUGUGGCAUGCGCUCGCUACAAUUACUCUCGUUGGCCGGUUGUCCGCUUCUAACGUCAGGUGGCCUCUCUAGCCUGAUACAGCUUCGGCAGCUGCGAGAGCUGGAACUGACGAAUUGUGCAGGCGCAUCGCCAGAGCUCUUCGACUAUCUGAGAGAACAUUUGCCGCGAUGCCAGAUAAUAGAAUAGCACUCGGAGGGCAUGAGUAUUUUACAUAUUCACACUUGGUUGUCAAACUUGUCAACUUAAAAGUGAUUGCAACAAUCACAGAACACCUAGUCGGCUCCACGUGUAUUUCUACAGACGAGUAAGCCUCAUUGUUUCACGACAAUGUAACUGUAGGUAGGUGUAGUUUACUACCCACAGUUAUUUUAUUUAUAUAAUUUAAGACAUUACAAAUUUGUUUUAACAGAAAGUAUUAAUCUUUAAAGUUAUGCACACAUAUGGUGAUUUCUUUAUCUUUAUAACACAAUUCGAACAUUCUAAAUGGGAGUUAUUAAUAUGUUCUAUAACUCUUGAAAUAAGCUAAUAUGAAUCUGAGAUCGGUACUUUAAUUCUGCUAAUGUUUCUACUAAAUAUAUUUUGAUGGUGUUUUAGUUAACUUGAAGUUAAAACUAAAGUUAACAACUGUAUUUGACAAUCUGCUGUUGAUUUAGUGUCCAAAUAAUUAUAUGGUAUGAGGUUGUUGAACAUAUUACUAACAUGAUAUUUUGAUAAAUCAAUGUUUCCGUUAUUUUGUGAUGUUGUGACAAGACCUGUGACCAAAAGAGAUGUAUUGAAACGACACAAUUACUUAAACAUUAGCAGAAUGCGAUCUAGCAAGGACUUUUAUGUAAUAUAUGUACAAUUAGACAAGCUGUGGAAGUCACCGACCGUUCGCUGGCAUAAUUCUAAUUCAUAUUGAAAAGCUUGUCUAUUAUUAUAUAUACAUAGAAAUCUUUGGGACUAGCUGUUAUGUUUUUAUCGGAACAUCAUGUCAAAAGAUGUGUGUGGCAGGAACAAUUUUGUAUGAUUUGCUUAUUUAAGGUCUUUAACCCCUACUUUGUUUUUACCUUAAUUUCAUAUGGAUUUAUAUAAGUGAUGAAAUUCUCCAGAUAAUUUUUAUGUAAGUAUUAUCAAUUACGUAUAAUUAUCAUUGUGUGUGAUGACUUCCGGUCUGCAAGUCAUCACGUUUAUUCCUAACCAUUUGCUCAAAUUGUUUCAUAUGCCACGGAAACAGUGUAAUAACUUGCGACUUCUUUUGUGGUAUAUAUGAAUGUUUUUUUUUUAGCAAUUAUAAUAAUUGAUUAUUUGCUCAUAAAAGAAGUCGUUCGAUUUUUAGUAAAUUAUGUAUAUGUAAGUAGACGUAAAUCGAAAUUCGUCAUUUCGUGUUCUAUAAAUGUUUUAUUUCUUCCGUCUCUACUUCUUUAUGAAUUAUGAUUUUUUCGUCUAAUAUUACAUGGCGUAAAAAAAGUUAUAAUUGUAUCGUAAAAUAGUAAUUUCUUUAGGUAAAAUGGUGUUAUUUUCAAAUAUAUUAUUUAAUAGAAUACUGUUUCCCAAAAUAAUAUUAUGAGAUCAAGGAAUACUCAUUUCUUGUUUCCCGUUGUUUGUAAAAUGGUGGAUAAUUAAGUAUGUGUUCCCUCUCAUAUCGUAAUGAGUUUGUGUUCGUUGUAAAAUGACAUGUUUUAUUUUAAGAUUUCCUG